Messenger RNA from Closterium sp. NIES-67, 3687 nucleotides. NCBI's taxonomy places the organism in Eukaryota, Viridiplantae, Streptophyta, Zygnematophyceae, Desmidiales, Closteriaceae. The record is from the annotation of a GenBank genome assembly.
UCCUUGUCUGCUGCUGCUGGUCGAAGUGCGACAUGAAGCUGAAGAACCUUUCCAUAAGGUUCGGGUCCACGCUUGAGGAGGGUGAUGGGCUCCACAUUCAAUCUAUCACUGCAGAUUUACCUCGACUCUCAUUUCUAGCAACUUACUCACAGCUCCAAAUCUUCUGGUAAGCCCAUGGACUUUCACUUAGUAAUUAGCAUAACUAGUAGAAUAGGGACAUUACUCCCAGCACCGGCACGUGCCAUAUUAGUUCCAGCGCAUAGCAUUGUGCAAGGCAUGCUGGUACCCCGUUCGUCGCGCACCCGUGGCAGCGAGCACGUCGCUUGCUCCACUUCCACGGCGUCGAGCGUAACGCUCGUCAAGCACCUGUGAAGGCGGGCGGCGUGGCGCGCUCCCGUGGCGGCAAGUGCGGCGCUCACACCGCUCUGGUAGCGGCGAGCGCGGUGCUCACUCUGAUUCUACGGCGGCGAGCGCGGCGCUCGUCGCGCACCCAUGGAGGCGGGCGGCAUGGCGCGCUCCCGUGGCGACAGGUGGCGUGGCGCGCUCCCGUGGUGGCAGGCGCGGCGCUCACGCCGCUCCCGUAGCAUCGAGCACGGCGCUCGCUCCGCUUCUACAGCAUAUUCGCGAAUGGUCAUUCGACAAACUGCAAGCUCUCGGUAUGUUCCCCCUCUCCUUCCCUGCGUCUCUAAUUUUUUCGUCUCUACUUCUUUCUGUCCCUCAUUUUCUGUUACUUCCUUGUUUUUCCUGUUGUCUGUCCACCUCUCCCCCACUCUUGUUCUGUCUUCGUUUCUUAUUCUUCUUUCUAUUCCCCUGUACUACUGAGUCUCUCUUUCUCCAUAUUCAUUGCUCCCCCUCUCCUUCUCCCUUGGCGUUCCUCUUUCUGCCUACCUUUUCUGGCAACUGCCCCUAACCGACCAAUCUCACUCCCUUGAUUCUCCCUCCUUCCCCCCCUCUUCCAACCCCCCAAUCUCCCAUCCCAGGCACUACAACUGCCCACCUCAGGUGCCCAAGCAAUGCUGCUACCUCUUUCCCCACUCCGUCCCCCUUGCCUCCUCCAACAUCAACCCCGCCAAUUGCUCUUUCUCAUCCCAUCCCUUCCCUUUAUCCCAGGCAAUAUCUCAGACUACUUUAUCCGCCCAGUUAAUUGCACUCUCCCCUUUCCCCCUCUUUCCCCCUUGCCUGCCUCUUCCAACCCCCCAUGCUCCCCUUCCCUCCCAUUGCUCCUUCCCAGGCAGGCAGCACUGUUGCCUGUUGCCACAACCCACCUAAUUGCACUCUUACCUGUUCGCCACUUAACCCUCUCGCUCUCUCUCCCAGCCUCCUGCUCUCCCCUUCCUUUCCUUCCCUUUCUCCCAGGCACCACUUCUGCCCUCCACUGGUGCCCACGCUAUCUCACUCUAUCCGUGUCCCCUCGCCCCCCCUUGCCCCUUCCCCUCUCCUAUUCCCUUGCUCCCUUUCAUCCAGGCAGUAUUUCUGCUUGCCUUAGCUGACCACACAAGCGCACUCUCUCCUUUCCCCUAUAUAUGCCCGCCAGCAUAUGUUCCCAAUCCCACUCUCCUUUCCUCUCCUUUCCCCCUGCCACCUUCUCUUCCAACCUCUUCUCUUUCAUUCUAUUUGUUCCGUCAAAUCCAAGCGCUACCACCAUCGCCGUCCACCCAAUCGCACUCUCUUAUCCCUCUCCAUCUCCCGUUCCCUUUAGAUUCCACUCCCCCUUUAUCCCACCCCUCCCUUCUCUCCAUCUCAUUCAUUAUUUCUUCCCGGCGCCACGUCUAACUCAAUCACACUCUGUGCUUUCCCCUUUCCUCCCUUUGCCCCUUUCUUGUCAACUCCUGUUUAUCCCACUUCCAAGUAAACUCUCCCUACACGGUUUUGGAGAAGCAUGGCGUCAUCAUCAAACUCUAGCGCCAGAGUUACCGGUGAGAGAUCUGAUGGUGAGUUUGAAAAACAGUACAGGUUAAAAUUUUGCCCGAUUAUUCGAGAUGGAAUUGCAUUUAUCGUAGCUUAUCCUUGUGGUUGUUCGGUACACAAGGUAAUUACCCAGAGGUGAAGUAUCGUCUUAUUGAGAUGUGGCUUUAGAAUGGAACAACCCGGAAUAUGAUUAUCCGACAAUAGCGAACACUCCGUAUAGGCAAACUUUUGCCACCGAUCACAAGUAUUAUGGACACGUCUCACGUCGUAACGAGUGGGGCUCUAGCACUGAGGUGAAGGCCUUUUCGGUUGUUUUCGAUACAAACUCAAUUAUUUGGCCCUUCACAGGUCAUUUUAUCGCGUGUUUCCGUGCGAGUGCAUCUCAACCAGUGAUGCAUUUACAUUUCGAUUUGUCAGCUAAGCACUAUUCUUUAUUGGUUCCAUCAGAGUUUGGAGUCGUGUAUGGCACUAGAUAUGUAUCAGAAGCACGACGUAUGUCAUUUGUAGGACCGUCUAGUAAUGGUGCAAUGCGAGACGACCGACUGUAUGAGACAAAGCUCAUUGACGUUCCGAUGACCGCUCCAAGGAAGAAUACAUUGAGUGGAGCCUUUUCACACGACUUCCAACGGCAGAUGAGGAAUGGUAAGUGCCUAGAUGAGAAAUGUUGUGACAUUAAUAAUGGUAUACAGCAACAGAUAAUGAAAGUUCCUCUCGAAAAACGGAGCAACAAGGUAUGUGACAGCAACAGUGAUAUUGAGCAUAGAGUAAGCAUGGAUCUAGAACAAGUCGAGUUCCGAAUGUGCGAGGUUUUGCGCGAUCGUCAUGUACCUGGAAACUGGGUAAGCAAUGGGGCACGUCCUUCUGUGGUGUUUUCUCUCUAUUUGUUGCAUGAUGCCUCUUCAAAAUCAGGAUCCCAGUCGUCCAAUGUUUUGGAUGAUGCUUAUCAGACGGUCAACAUUUACAACACUUCAUGUGGCAAAGAUACAUCUCGUACUGUGAGCACAAUGGUUACAGAGAGCGAGCAAAAGAGGAUGUCGCAUCUGAAUGGGCCAGGAAGUCAUGUACGGAAAGCUGGCUACGAUCUUCAAGAUCAGUUUUGCAUCUACGAGUCAAUGUUGCAGCUUCAAAUUUUACCAGAGCCUCCCUUCAUCGGUGUUAGAGCAACUGCUCACGACUUCAAGUUUGUUGUAAAGCACCAUAAGAAAGCUUACACAUAUUCGGGCUUUCAACAAGCGUUUGACGCUGCUUACGGUCGAUCAUAUUUUGUAUACACAAAAAUAGGUGCGUAAAAAAAAAAUAUGUUGGACGUGAAGUUUGGAUUACACAAGGACAAUGUCGCUCUUAUAACGAAUGAUUUGCUGGAUGAGAAAGUCAGAAAUGUUGCCGUUAGCCCGUUUGCUAGCACGGAAAACAAGAGUCAAUACAUGGAAAUUUUCCUCAAAGAUUGUAAUAGCGGACAUGAUAUAGAAUGUGCAGCGUGUGGUACCUUAAACUUGGAAAUUGAUGGCAUCGCGCUGUGCGUGGACGCGACAAUGGCAGGUAUGGUGUUGGGGUACCAAAAGCCAUCGCGGUUGAAACCGGGGUCAAGAUCCGGCGGGUGCGUCCAGGGUGCGAAGGAGACGACACCGUCGUUGUCGGCGGCCCUGCAGUCCAGAACAAAAUCCAAGACAAAGACACCAUGCUUCUAGAUGGCUCUGCCAAUGAAGAGGCCGCCCUUCCCGUGGUAGAGUCGGAACUCUCGGUCAAAGCUGUCGCACUCUAGGUGAAUUCCCUUUGACA